AUGGCUCACGAGUUGCUUGCUCUUGAGAUCAUGCUUUUGAUGCUGAAAACACCAACGGAAGAUUCAGUGGAAGUGUGUAUUGCUUUUCUGAAAGAAUGUGGCGCGAAACUGACAGAGAUUGCCCCGCGUGCCUUGGACAAUGUUUUCUCAAGACUUCGAAACAAUUUUGCUGAAGCACAAUUGGAUUCACGAAGGACGACGAUCUCGAAGCAUUAUUGUACUAAAAGAGUUCAAAAUGCGGAAGUGAGAGACGAAAAAGCCGAGCUCGAAGUGAAAAUCACCGCCGUGCAGAGCAAAAACUCUGGCCUCGAAACCCAAAUAAAUCGAACGAUGACUUUCUUGGAUCUGAAUGGAUGGGUGUAUUUGGCAAAAACCGCUUCUUGGUACAAGGUUAUCGAUCAAUAUAUGACAUUCGAUCAAGCCGUGGCAGAUUGUGCGAGUCGAAAGGUCCAUUUAGUCUCAAUUCACAGUCAGGAAGAGCACGAUUUUGUUUGGAAACUCGCGAACGAAAACGAUUCGGGAUACUUCAAGAAUGGCGACUUC
Mesorhabditis belari is the source of this 543-nucleotide messenger RNA. The record is from the annotation of a GenBank genome assembly. Lineage: Eukaryota; Metazoa; Nematoda; Chromadorea; Rhabditida; Rhabditidae.